CGAUAAGAAUAUGAUUGGCAAUUCGUGUUCAAAUCAAAGUAUUCAUUUAUUGUUAACCAUCAAGUAAAAUUUAAUAAAACCUUUCAUUUUUGUGUUUAUUGUCAAUGGUUAUGGAAGUAUUUCUAAUAACAAACAACCAAUAUACUUUUUAUGAAAAUUCAGCGUAAUUGUUUCAUAGUUUCAACAAUACGUCAAUCUUAUGUAUGAAUCUCAAUUGAGCGGUUCGAAGAAAUAAUAAAUUAUUCCAUUUUCCUUGUUUAAUGUUCAUUAUUUAACAUCGCAAUGAACAUGUUUAUUGUUAUUAUAACAAUACAGUUUUUUAAUCGUACGACAUGGUCCGGCCCGACGGGGGAAAAUGUUGUUCAAAUGGAGGACGGAAGCACGUGACAACUUUUUAUAACGACAACAGGAGGCGCUGCAUUCGUGGGUCAGUAAAGGUCGCGUUGCCGGCCGGUGGCGGUAGAUAACGAGACCAGACGCGACACAGACACUACACGGCAGUGGUCGCGGCAGUAUUAUCGCAGAGGGAGUGAAAAACGCUCAUAAAAAAAAUACAGACAAACCUCACGCCUGUACAGCAAUUUUCGGUUGCACUCCGACGCCACCAGUUGAUUCGCGUGUUCUAAAUUGGACGCCGGUCCCAUACCGUCGCCGCCGUCAUCGGUACUCAGUUCAAAUUGUAACAGACGCAGUGAAACACAACGUGCGUCCAAUAUCGCCGCCGUCACCUGUACGUGAUUGACACUGAGAAUACUUCCAAUUGGCCUGAAAACCACAAUUUUUUUCGAAAGAAAUGCAGUAAUGGGCCUAAAAAGUAUGCAAGCGUUCACUGUAUUAUGUAUUUUGAGUAGUGCAACUGCAUUUGCCACUUCAUGUCCGAACUCAUGCAAAUGUUAUACUACAGACAACGGUAUAUUAGCGGCAAACUGUACAGAAAUACCGACUCAAACAUCCAACGACGUAUGGCCUCAAAAAAUUCUACAAAUACAUUUCAACAGUGGUCAUUCUGCUCCUAUUAUGUUAAAAAACAAAGCGUUUAAACACUUUCCUCGUCUUACGUAUCUUGAAAUCGCUGGUGGCACGAUUAGGUACGUAGGAAGUCGUGCUUUUGAUGGAUUAUCGGAGUUGGUGGAACUAAAUCUCAUUGGUACGGGUAUAAGAAAAUUAGAUCGUAAUACGUUCAUUGAGAAUACUAAACUGACGUUUUUAUCUUUAAAGAAAAACGUUGGUAUAUUUAUGGGGCCUUCAUUUUUGAUUUCCAAUUCUUUGAAUGACUUAGACUUAUCAGAAUGUGGACUAAAAAAUUUGAAAAAUGUGUACUUUGAUCGUUUACCUAAUUUAAAGUAUUUGUCGGUCAGUAAAAACAAAUUAACUAACCUGGGUUAUCAAUUCGGUCCAUCAAAUUUAAAAUACGCGAAUCUAGCUCAUAAUCAUAUAGCCUUUAUUAAUGAAGAUCUAGAAUCUUACAAACGUCUGAGAACAUUAAUUCUAACGGGCAAUCCUAUCAACUGUUCUUGUGAACUAGUACAAAAGGAUCGAAAACUGGCUGCACGUGGCAUAGACUUUGGAAAUACAAUUACAUGUGAAAAUAACGGCAGACCUUUAAAUGACAUGGUGGAAGCAUGUUUAGAUAAAGACAUAAUGGGUGAUGAUCCGGACGUUUUUAAAGCUGAAGAUUUAUUAAAAAUUGACAAAAAUGCUUUGCCAGCAUCGGACGAGUUAGAAGAUUUGGGAUCAGGAUCUGGCAGUGGUGAUGGUGAUUUACUUGUUGAUCUAAACAAAAAAUAUUAUUCGGGUACUGAUAGUGUUCAAGAUAAUAAUAAAAUUGAUACUACAGCUCUACCUAUUAUCCCACAGACUAUUGAAACCUUACCAAAAAAGACUGAAGCUGAGGAUCAAUUAACUCAGUCAACUUUACUCGAAAACUCAAAAAAUAUACAAAAUAAAAUUGAAGACAACGACGUACUUACUGCUCUAACUGAAAAUAAUAUGAACGUAUCAAGUACUAGUGAAAUUUAUAUUCAACCAGAAAUUGUGUUAGUUCCAACAACUAGCCCGAGCCCAACAUUGAAAGAAAUCGAAAUAGUUACUGAAAAAACUAAUUCGUAUUCUGAAGUUGUCAAUAAUUCUCUUUUGUUUUCAACUGCUGGAGAAAUAACUACAAGCUCAAAUCCAAUAUUGACAGAAAUUAGAAAAGCUAAUAAAUUCCCUGAAUUAACCACUGAAACUCCUUCUUCGACUAUUGAUAGUAACGUCGGAUUAGGCCGAGGUAUUGUGCCUCAAACAAUACAAGCGCCAGAAGAUGAAGAAAACAUGAGAACGAAAGUUGCUGACUAUUUGAAAUCAAACACAGGUAUAACAGCUACUGCAGCUAUCAUGGCCAUUUUAAUUAUUGCUAUAGUAUAUAAAGCUGUGUGCUCAGGAUUCAAAAGAAAUAAUUGUCCAAUUAAUAACGAAAAAAAUGUUGAACUCAAAGAAAUCAAGUACAUGCCAGCCGAUACUGAAGAUUUACAUAAUAGAUCAGAUGACUCGCCUUCAGGGUCAGUAGAAGAAAAUUUGAUAGAAGACCAUGAUAGUGAUGACGAUUACAGUAUCAGCGAAGACGUUUCACAAUCUAGAAAAUCGCCAACUGAAAAAAGUCUUACUCCAAGUACUUUUGAUGAUGAAAAACGUCAUGAUGAACCAAUUACGAUAUUCCCCACCAAUCAAGAUGGCCCUACCAAAGUAAUAGUAAAACUUAUCGAAACCCCUAAAGCACAAAAACCUAUCUGCAUAAACAAUUUUACAGGAGUUUAAAAUUUAAACGAUGCCAGUAAAAUCAAAAAAUGACUCUUAACUACUUUGUUAUUUGUUGGAGACUAUUAUUCGCGUUUAGUGAAUUAUUCAAAUGUUUUAUUAUCCUAUAUAAUUUUGGUUCUUAUAUAAGUAUUCCAUCUAAAGUUAUCUAUGAUAAUUAUAAUUUUUACAUUUUUAAUUUUAAAUGUUUGAAUUAAAAAUAAUUUUAUUCAAUAUUUGAUGUGCAAUAAAACUUUAAAAAAAGCCAACUUAACUUGGCAGAAGUAUUGUUACACAGCAAAAUAUUAUAUUCAUUAUGUCUUGUGUACUAAAUUAUAUUAGAACCAAAAUUAUAUUGACCAAUUGACACCUUGAAUUAUUAAACAAUUUUUUUUAUGUUAACCAUCGCCAAAUAUCAACUCUAAAAGAUUUGUUAUUACUCAUUUUAUAUCUACCUGUUUAAAUGUUUAGUAUUAUUAUUUAUUGUUUUAAUUAUUAUAAACUUUAUUUUUAACGAUCUGUAACUAACUUUAGAUAGAAAUGUAAAUUAUUUUUAUGUAUGUAUGUAUACCUAAUAUUAAGUGAAUUUGUUGUUGUAUAUAAGUAUAAAUAUAUAAAGUACACGAGUGUCCAUAUUUUACUGAACCAUAAAAUAAAAUUUUAUGUAUA
This is a messenger RNA of Daktulosphaira vitifoliae (grape phylloxera), 3444 nucleotides long. RefSeq lists its product as uncharacterized. The transcript is spliced from 2 exons. The coding region runs from base 802 to 2796 and encodes 664 amino acids. The record is from RefSeq and is a predicted model, not a curated record. NCBI's taxonomy places the organism in Eukaryota, Metazoa, Arthropoda, Insecta, Hemiptera, Phylloxeridae.